UUUUGUUUGCAUUUGAGUUUUAAAUGUUGGUUGACAAACAAUUAACAAUUUUUGUUGGUCGGCUAACAAUUAGAAAUCAUUUUUUUUUCUCUCACUGAUUACUAACUGAAAACGUUUCAUUUCUUGAUUGUUGUGUUGUUUUUAAUCAUUCCCCUUGAUUGUUACUCUCCUUUUGCAAGAAAAAGGAAAAAGUUUUAAAAGAAAAAAAAAAUUAUUCUAUCAAUUUUAAUUCAGUUUGUCUCUUUGCUGGAAAUACAAGUCAGGCUCCGUUGAUUUCUGCUUGAAUCUAAGGUCGAGUUGAUUGUAAUACUUGGGAGAAAGUUAAUCAGUCAACAAUAAGACUUUGAUUUGGUCGAUGUCGGUCUUGGUAGCAACCGAACAGCGAGUGGGCCUAAAAAGACAACGGGACAAGACAAUCAGCAAUUAGUUAAUCAACGAAACUCUUCUCAUAAUAUUUUCUAUUGUGAAUUGUGAUCAUUGUUUCAUCUUCAUUAUUUUGUUUCAACUCAACAAACUUACAACUUUAUAUUUUAGUUUCACCAUUCAAACAACAUUGUGAUUAAUUGUGAUUAGUGAAUGAUGUUCAAGUGAAUUUACUGGGCUAAUUGUGAUUAUUUAAACUUAAUUGUGACUCGCCAAAGAAAAAGCCAAAGGUUAUUGUUAAACAAAUGGUGAUAUUAAUAUCGUAAUGAUCGGGGCUUCACCCAUUUUACCUUCUCUAAUUCCAAUUCUAACGCUAUUCUGGUUAAGAAUAGCCGAUGAUAAUUUAUCAAUUAAUCGUAAUAAAUGGGAUCCAGAAUAUGAUUACAUAAUUGUCGGAGGUGGAUCAGCUGGAGCUGUUUUAGCUAAUCGUCUCUCUGAGAAUCCAUCAUGGAAAGUUCUUCUAUUAGAAGCCGGUGGAUCAGAAAGUGUUCUCAGCGAUAUUCCAGUGGCCGCUGCGACUCUUCAAAUGACCCCCAUUGAUUGGGCUUUUCAAAGUGAACCACAAGAAGCUUCGUGCUAUGGGUUAAUCAACAGACGAAGUCGAUGGCCUCGAGGCAGAGUUUUGGGAGGUUCAUCGGUACUAAACUACAUGUUAUAUGUUCGUGGAAAUAAAAGAGACUACGAUCUAUGGGCCAGUAUGGGUGCGACUGGCUGGUCAUGGAAAGAGGUUUUCCCUUAUUUUCUAAAGUCCGAAGAUAAUCAGGAUCCCGAUUUUCUAGCAAAUGGUCAUCAUUCAACUGGUGGUUAUUUGACAGUCUCUCAGCCCCCUGACCCUUCAGCUUUGGCUUAUGCUUUCCCGAAGGCUGGUCGACAUUUGGGUUACCCGAACAUCGAUAUCAAUGGUCCGAUUCAAUCAGGUUUUACGAUACCUCAGGGUACAAUUCGUCGAGGUGCUCGUUGUUCAACCUCUAAAGCUUUUCUUCAGCCCAUUCGAGAUCGAACCAAUUUACAUAUAUUACCUUUUUCUUAUGCGACAAAAAUUUUAUUCAAUAAUCAAAAACGAGCGAUUGGUGUCCAGUUUGACCGAUUCACUAUAACCAAUGUUGUUUACGCUCGACGUGAGAUUAUUGUUUCCGCUGGUUCGGUAAAUUCACCUCAACUUUUAAUGCUUUCUGGCAUCGGUCCAAAAGAUCACCUUGAGACACUUGGUAUUCCCGUUAUUUCCAAUGUACCGGUUGGAGAAAAUCUUCAAGAUCACAUUUAUCCCGGUGGAGUUCAUUUUACCAUAACAGCCCAAGAAUCGUUACUUCAACGAAGAAUAGGAAAUAUGAAAAUUAUCGAUUAUUUUGUCCAUGGUAAAGGUCCAUUCACAGCCUUGGGUGGAGUUGAAGGUCUUGGUUUCAUUAAGACGAAAUAUACAAACUUUUCCGAUGAUUGGCCUGACUUUGAGAUUCACAUGAUCUCUGGAAGCCCUACUUCCGAUGAUGGUACAGUUUUCCGUCGAGUUCAAGGUUUUACUCGUGAAAUGUGGGACUCAGUUUAUCGGCCUUACCUUCCCUAUGAUACUGUCUCCAUGUAUCCCGUCAUGUUACGUCCCAAAUCAGUUGGUUACGUUCACCUCCGCUCAUCCAGUCCAUAUGAUCCUCCAAUAAUUAACCCUCGUUAUCUAACUCAUCCCGAUGAUAUCGUUUCCAUGGUCGAUGCUAUGAAAAUAUCGAUUGCCGUUGGCUUAGCUCCAGCUUUCCGUUCUUUAGGCUCUAAUAUAUUCCAAACAGUUUUUCCAGGCUGUGAAAUCUAUACAAUGUGGUCAGAUGAAUAUCUGGCCUGUGUAGCACGUACAUACACUUCCACCUUGUACCAUCCUGUUGGUACUUGUCGAAUGGGAAAUCCUCGCGAUCCAAGAUCGGUUGUUGAUCCAACACUUAAAGUUAUCGGUGUUUCUGGUUUAAGAGUUGCCGAUGGGUCAAUUAUGCCGUCAAUUGUUUCUGGAAACACAAAUGCACCGAUAAUCAUGAUUGCCGAGAAAUUGGCUGAUAUGAUUAAAGGGGAAUCUUAUUCACAUAAAUUACCUGAUGAAUUUGAUGAAAGUUAUGAUGAUUUUAAGGAACAUCCUGAUUUCAUGAAAAGUGAACGUGAAUUAGGAAACACUAAUUAUGAUUUUGUUUUAGAAACAAUUACUUCACUAGUUAAUGAUGCUAAAGCUAAAGCUAAAUAAUUUGAAAGGCUUGAAACAAUCAGAAAUGGGAUCAACCAAUCAAGCAAUAUGUUCAAUGUGAUAAUUACACUGUGAUGACACAAUUUAACCUAAUCAAGCCAAAAGAAUCACCUUUUCUCAUCUUUAUCAUUUAACUAUUGACACAAAUGCUCACAUAUUUUUUCAAUAAAACGUAUCAAUUAAUGUACUUGAUUAUUACCAAUAAAUAGUAUAAAUAGUAAA
This is a messenger RNA of Panonychus citri (citrus red mite), 2860 nucleotides long. RefSeq names its product glucose dehydrogenase [FAD, quinone]-like. Gene Ontology annotation, molecular function: flavin adenine dinucleotide binding; oxidoreductase activity, acting on CH-OH group of donors. The record is from RefSeq and is a predicted model, not a curated record. NCBI's taxonomy places the organism in Eukaryota, Metazoa, Arthropoda, Arachnida, Trombidiformes, Tetranychidae.